AUGACCAACCUUCUCCAAACCCUAAUUCCUCCCCUCUUUUGCAUACCAUUCUUCCUAAUGCUAGCCAAAAAUGCUAUCUCACAAGAGACCCACUUCACCUUCACCUCCUUCGCCUCCGCCCCCACCGACCUAACCUACCAAGGCGACACCCACGUCCCCACCGGCGCCUCCUCCCUCCGCCUCACCAAAACCGACUCCCACGGCCUCCCACAGCCCCACAGCACCGGCCGCAUCUUGUACUCCAAAUCCUUCAAGUUGUGGGAACGUUCACUACUAAUUUCCUUCAACACCACCAUAGAAUUCACCGUCACACCCGCCAAAGCCCCAGCCGGCGACGGCCUCGCCUUCUUCAUGGCGCCCGCUGGGACCACCAUCCCAGAGGGCGCCUACGGAGGCGACUUUGGCCUAUUCGACGUUGCAGGCAAAAGCCCCCCCUUCUUCGCCGUUGAAUUCGACAUCUUCUCCAACCAGUGGGAUCCCAGCCAUAAACUCAGGCACAUCGGGAUCGAUAUCAAUUCUGUAAAAUCGGACGCCUUCGUGGAGUUCGGAGACUCCUGCGUUGGGAAGAAGGCGGAGCUGAACAUACGAUACGACGGCGUUGGCUUGAUUUAUGUUCAUCUCAAGUGCGAAAAAGAAACGCGUCUUCUUGAAUAUGAGUAUGAUUUGGGGACAUUGCUACCUCCGUUUGUUCAGGUCGGGAUCGCCUCUGCUACCGGAGACUGUGUUGCUCUUCACGACGUCGACUAUUGGAGUUUUAGAUCUGCCGAGCGUGCUGUGAUCGACGCCUCCAAAACUCGGAAGAUUGGUUGA
Molecule: messenger RNA, 810 nt
Organism: Salvia hispanica
Lineage: Eukaryota; Viridiplantae; Streptophyta; Magnoliopsida; Lamiales; Lamiaceae
Product: agglutinin-2-like
Molecular function (GO): carbohydrate binding
Source: RefSeq, a predicted model, not a curated record